GAAGCGCCGUACCCUCCUAAAUAGUUCCUAAAUCUUGUCUCUCCUAACGUUUCCUGGCUCUCAUCCCGCCACGUUCUGGGAUUUGGUUGCGACUUUUGAAAAGGAAGGACAAAUCAGAGCUUCUGGAAAAACGUUCAUAACCCUCAAGGAAACAAACCAAGAGAUUUGAAUUGCCUCAAUAGCCAUGGACGGACCACUGACAACGAGGACUUCCGUGGACAAUCGGAAGGUGAUGUCUGAUGUAGAGAAAGCACGGCGGAAGAUCGACCAUGAGCUAGCCACUCUCCGUCAAACAGAACUCGAACUGCUCAGUCGCCGAAACACGCUCUCCAGUAUAUGUGCUCUACCCCCAGAGCUCCUAUCUCUCAUCUUUCUCCACUGCGUCGAUGACAGUUUCAGUCAAUCUCAUUGGAUACAGAUAACCUAUGUCUGUCGACACUGGCAUAAUGUCGCGUUCUCGUGCCCCGCUCUAUGGACGAGGCUUAGCCUUGUGAACGCCCCGUGGACCACGCAGAUGCUUAAGAGGUCUAAGCACGCUCCUUUAUACGUGUCCGCGGAUCUCUCAUGGAGGACAUCUACCAUUUCACCUCUUGAGCCGCUGGUAGAAGAGGUCUCGCGGCUCCGCGACGUCGACCUGAAUCUCUCAAGGGAAACAGCCAUACAAUUCGUUGGACGGCUCACUCAGCCGGCCCCACUCCUCCAGUCUUUGCAGAUCACCAUUCCACCACCUAAUUUUUAUGUGACAUCCAGGGGAGAAAACGUGCAGAUUCCAACACAAUUUCUGGGCGGAAGCGCGCCGGCAUUGCGCAGGCUCAGGAUGACCAACUUUGAUCUCCCGUGGGAUUCUUCUGUCCUCCAAGGACUAACGGAGCUUAGCCUCAUUAAUGUUUCUGUCACGGCGCGACCUACAACCCACCAGCUCCUUAACGUCCUUAGAAACAUGCCUUCACUGAGGACGCUUACUCUAGAGGAUGCUUUGCCAAUUUCAGCGAGCGGUAUGGAGGAGUCAGUUAGUAUGCCAAGUCUGCAGCAGCUUCAUGUGACAGGUAAAUCCAAUGAAUGUGGACAGCUAUUGUCGUACCUUGCCUUUCCGGAGACUGCUCCUGUGAUUCAUCUGGGUUGCAGCGCGGUCAAUGAAGGUCUUGCAUCCAUUGCGACGUUUUUGGCACAGAAGUGCACUCUGCCUCCUGGUGGAAGGAAACGGAAGGAAACGCUCCAAAUCCAAGGAUCUGACGAUGCAUCUAUUACUUUACUGUCUGGGGCUUUUCCAUCCGAUGGCUAUCCAUAUCACGACCUCGCAAACUUGCGCCUCCACCUGGAGCUCUCAUGGAGUCGACGUUCGUCAUCAUUGGCCGACAUCCUCCCCUUCAUAUUUGCCCGCCUCACAUUCAGCAGCAUUCGUGUCAUCCAGAUACGACAACUCGAUGAAAUGUCAGCGCGUGCAUGGCGUACAUUGCUCAUGAAUGUACCAACCGUCUGUACACUGGAUGUUGAAUGUAUUAAUCCCGAAGGAGUGUCAGACCUUGUCCACGUUUUGAACCCUCAAUGGAAUCCGGGGGUCCUCCUCCCUGGACUUGAAGACCUCGUGCUGAGAAAUGUCGGGUUUAAUGAAGAUGACGAAGUGUUUGAUUUCUCCGAUCUCCACUUGCGUUCUCUCCUCGAUGUGGAAGUUCUCCACGACUGUAUCAUGUCGCGCAUAAAUUACGGGGCACCAUUGAACAAGCUGGUUAUCACGGGAUGCUUCAACUUUGGCGUCAUCAGCGUUUAUGGUCUGCGCCUCCUACAAGAGGUCGUACCUUACGUCGAGUGGGAUGGGACCGAUAAGGCCCAACCGCGGUCUACCGACUCCCGUGAAGAGAGUGUGUAUGAAGUUGAGCACGAAGAUUACGACGACUUUGACCCCUUUGACAUAUUCGACGUUAUGAGUGAUAUGGACACAUAUGAAUGACCCAGGCUUCUGAUCUGAACUUCUUACCAGUAGGUUUUGCGUCAUUCGCGGAACUUGUCAUGUCUCUGUUUUGAAACAAGAUCGUCACCAGGUACUGUCUCCU
This is a messenger RNA of Coniophora puteana RWD-64-598 SS2, 2051 nucleotides long. RefSeq lists its product as uncharacterized. The record is from RefSeq and is a predicted model, not a curated record. The transcript is spliced from 2 exons. The coding region runs from base 185 to 1948 and encodes 587 amino acids. NCBI's taxonomy places the organism in Eukaryota, Fungi, Basidiomycota, Agaricomycetes, Boletales, Coniophoraceae. Gene Ontology annotation, molecular function: protein binding.